GGCGUCCCUCGCCGCUUCGCGCGGCGCGGCUGGAUCUCGGCGUCGGCGCGCGGACGGGGUGUCUUGCCGAGCCGGGCGCACCCGACGCAUGCGCGGAGGCGGACGGGCGGUGGGAAGGGUGAUGGGGGUGAAAGAGGGGGUGAUGGGGGUGAAGGCAAUGGUGAAGGAGGGGAUGCUGCGCCGCCGCGGCGGCGGCACCCGCACGCGGUCGACCCUGCGAAGCUCGCGGAGCACGACGCGCUGUACGAGGCGCGCGAAGAGCUCAAAGACGCGCUGAGCCCGAUGUACGACCAGCUCGGCGCGGCGUCUGGUUGGACGCGCCUCCUGUGGCUCGCGAUGGAGUACAUGCCGACGCGUCUGCGCGUCGAGCGGCCUGCCGCCUCCGCGGACAAGGACACGAACGACGAGUGGUGGAGCGCCGGCGGGCGCACGCACGUCUGGGCGUGGGUGGUCAACCGCGGCCGCGGACGCCCCGUCGCAGGACACGAGGUCGCAGCCGGCAUGCACGUGCACCGCUCGGUCAAGACGCGCCUCGAGGCGCGCGGCAUGCGCCUCGGGCACGCGCGCGAGGGUGCGCACGAAGAUGCGCAUGGGCGGCUUGGGGAGGGCGAGCGGGGCGAGGACGGGCGGGGUGAGGCUGGCGCAGAUGAGCGAGGAGCGGAUGGACGAGGAGCAGGCAGGCGAGGAGCAGCGGGCGGCACGAGCGAGGUGUACGUCCCGCAGCUGCGGCCUGAGCUGCCCGGGCGGACGAGGCCGCAGCGGCUCGAGCACCGCGAGUGGAACGUCGAGGUGCCGGAGCACUGGCAGUGGGUGGACUAGGCUGGGGGUUUUGUCGUGCGCGACGCGCCGGGGUUUCCAGACGCUCUGUGUUUGUUUGGGUUGGCUCGGAGCGUGCGGGGCUGCGGUCGUGUGUCGUCUAUGUAGUGAAAGAAUAGUAUGGGUUUC
Molecule: messenger RNA, 945 nt
Organism: Phanerochaete carnosa HHB-10118-sp
Lineage: Eukaryota; Fungi; Basidiomycota; Agaricomycetes; Polyporales; Phanerochaetaceae
Exons: 3
Coding region: 283-819 (178 amino acids)
Source: RefSeq, a predicted model, not a curated record